This is a messenger RNA of Syngnathoides biaculeatus (alligator pipefish), 5370 nucleotides long. RefSeq names its product MAX dimerization protein MGA-like (gene magl). Bases 490 to 5286 code for a protein of 1598 amino acids. The transcript is spliced from 20 exons. Gene Ontology annotation, molecular function: RNA polymerase II cis-regulatory region sequence-specific DNA binding; DNA-binding transcription factor activity, RNA polymerase II-specific; protein dimerization activity. The record is from RefSeq and is a predicted model, not a curated record. Gene Ontology annotation, cellular component: nucleus. Lineage: Eukaryota; Metazoa; Chordata; Actinopteri; Syngnathiformes; Syngnathidae. Gene Ontology annotation, biological process: cell fate specification; positive regulation of DNA-templated transcription; regulation of transcription by RNA polymerase II.
AAACGCGACGCCGAACAAGUCCCGGGGAACAUUUUGCGGACAACUUGGUAGAGUUUUUUUUUUGUUGUUGUUGUUGCUUGGAACGGUCGGGACGGGACCGGGAGGCGGAAGAAAGAAACAAUCUCCCGCUUCCCUCACGAUGGCGAAGCGAGGAUCACGUGCUAUUGGUCGAGGUGGGGGGGGGGGUGAUAUCGUGCAUGCGCUUUCUUGGCGUGCACGCGCGCUGGCUCGAUCGAUGCAAAGGAGAGAAAGAGCCCGUGGGGCCAGGCUUUGGCGUGGCUCCCCUUCGGCCUCCAUUAUUUGCGACUUUGCCUCGACGGAGCAACAGUUUUUAAGGAGUGUUCUGUCUCUCUCUCUCACCGACACCGCACCGGCCCACGUUGGCUAACACGGCCGCCAUCGAGGCCACGAGGCGGGCCUGGCGGAGCCGUGAGGUGAGGCAUUUGAGGAAACUGCAACUUUCCCAACUUGAAUGAAUUGAAUCCAGUGAUGCCCGCGACACACUCCGGAGCUGUAUCCACAGAGAACCAGCGUGAUGAGGAGGGGUUCCCAGCUAACGUCCCCACCUCAGGCCCCGCCGUCGCUAUCCCUUCUCCCACCUCGGCCGUCUCCAUGGCGAGUAAGGAUGACGGAGCGACGGCCCUCCACUCCCCAGCCGAGGGCAGCCCGGCCAGGCCCGCCACGGCGUCGCCCACCGUCUCUGGGACGAGCCCGGCCGGCUCGCACGUCGCCUGCGCGUCCAACUCUGCGGCGUGCGCCGUCGGCGUCACGAAAUUGGCGGUGGCAGAAUUCGUGCGCCCGCACCCGAACGCCGAGCUCCCCAACACGCUGACGUGCAAAAACGUUCGCGUGAUACUGGAGAACGACCGCGUCUGGAAGCAAUUCCACAGUUGCGGGACGGAGAUGAUCCUCACCAAACAGGGCCGCCGCAUGUUCCCGUACUGCCGCUACCGCCUGGCCGGACUUGACCCGGACCGGCGCUACGGCCUGGUACUCUCCAUCGUACCCUCAGACAAGUACAAGUACCGCUGGAACUCGCCCAAGUGGGAGGUGGUGGGGCCGGCGGAGCACCAGGCCCAGGUUCCGAGGCGAGCUUUUACUCACCACAAUUCGCUGUGCCGCGGCUCGGACCUCAUGGGCGGCAUGAUUUCCUUCUACAAACUCAAAGUGACCAACAACCCCCAAGACUUAGAGGGCCACAUCGUCCUCACCUCCAUGCACCGCUACAUCCCCCAGCUCCACGUCAUCCCCCUGCCCGACGACAUCAGACCGCCGCUGGUCAUCGGACCGGAGAGCAUGACGUUCACCUUCCCGCAGACGGAGUUCAUGGCGGUCACCACCUACCAGAAUUUUCUCAUCACCCAGCUGAAGAUCAACCACAAUCCUUUCGCCAAGGGCUUCAGGGAGGACCGGGCCGUGCCGCGUGUGGGCAGCGGCCUUGCGGGGAUCCUGCAGUUCGUGAUGGUUCCGCCUGAGGAAAGACCGGAAAGAAAACCCGAAGAUGAAAGGCCUCCAAGCCCCGACUCCGCUUCCCCCCCGACCGAGCCGGAAUCCAAACUGGUCCUGAAACCCAUCACAUUCACCACGACCGCAAACCAGGAACCGAUCGCCCUGCGCAUGGACGGCAGACAAGGCCUCAAAGAUCUCGUGCUCACACCUAAAUGUCCGCUGAAGACGAGCGGCGAAGACGACGGCGGCGGCGACUCGCCUAAAAAGCGACUGCACAUCGAAAGCCAGAAAACAUCCUGCAUCAGUUCUGUGCCCAGCGUGCAGCGGCGCAGCAGUCGGAGGGGGCAGUGGACCAGAUUCGACGGUGGAUGGAAAUCGCCGACCGCCUCGCCCGCAUCACGCAGCCCGCCCUCAAUGAGCAUCACUGCGGUGGAUGAAGUCGAGGGCCUCACUUUUUUAUCAUUCGACACCAGGGAAGCUCUGGAGGAUCACAUCCGCGCCACGGCAGCCGCUAAGACGCAACUGGCGUCGCCCGAUUCCUCCUUAACGACUCCCACUUGGCCAAUGGAAACUGAUGAGGACAUUCAAGAGACCAGUGAGAAGAUCUUUCGCCUGGAGGCCAUCUUACUACAGGAACUCAAAGUGGCCAAGCACAGACAAGUGAUCCACCCUGCGCUGCAGGAGGUUGGCUUAAAGUUGAGUUCCCUGGACGUCAGCAUGACCGUCGACUUGUGCUACCUGGGUGUUUGCCUGCCACUUCCACCCCUCAAGCUGCCAACGCAGGACCGCGAAAGUGAGGGAUUGCCUUUCAUCUCCCGAACAGGAAAAACGAGUGACGUGACCAAAAUUAAGGGUUGGAAGAACAAGUUUGUCCAAAGCAACCAGCCAAGCGAUGCCCCCCAGAAGAAUCUGUCGGCCUUCUGCAGCAACAUGCUGGAUGAGUACCUGGAGAGCGAGGCCCAGCAGAUCAGUGAGCGCGCGGCCGCCUUCUCCGCCAGCCCCGAUGGCGCCGUGUCCUACCAGCUGCCCGCCAAGGGCGCCAGCUACGUGAAGACGCUGGACAGCGCCCUCAAGCACCGCAAGAGCAGCACCAGGACCUGCCCCCUCGCCUUCAACCCUCUGCUUUAUGCCGCCUUGACAUCGCCGGCUCCACACCUUCCGACAGAUGCGACCGCUGCCGCUUCUACCUCUCAUCCAGACAGACCGGUGCAGGCUUCCGGGCUCAAGGCGGCCUUCAAAUCGUCCACCCCAGCCAAAGUCCAGCAGAAACUGUUGGAGAUGGAGGACGAUGUCGUCGACCAGGUUCGCUCAGUAAUGCAGCUGACAUCAGAGAGAGUCUCAGCCUCUCUAGCUGUCGUGACUGAAGAGUGUCAGGAAUCCCCCCCGCAUCUGACUAAGAAGGCGGCGGAACCGGAAUGCGGCCAGGAGUUCUGCCGACUGGGCUGCGUGUGCGUCAGCCUCCGUUAUCCCGCCGUGAGCCGGCACCACUGCCAGCGGCCGGAUUGCAUGUUUGAAUGCGGCUGCAACCAGACGCCACAAGAUGGUGGGGAACACAAUGAUGGGGAGCGCAAGCCCCGUUCAUUUAAACUGUGGAAUCGCAACAUUUUUGAUAAAGAUCCAGAUCCAGUGUUUGUAGCUAAAACCGAAAGUGUGCCCCCUGAACAAUCCAGCAGGUCACAUCCAGCGUCUCUCAAGCAACAGAUGAAGGAAGAGGAUAAGGAUCCGGUGUACAAGUACCUGGAGAGCUUCAUGACGUGCGCGCGGGUGCGUGCGUUCAACAGCAAGCAGUCGUCUCAGUGCGCCAGCGAACCCAGUGACGUUCCUGUGCCAAAUAAUGACAACCAGGACCAGGAUCAACCCGCAGCAUCCCAAGUGAAGCAGGUCAAAAAACAAAUCGAGAUCCAGUCGGUAUGUCGCUGGGGGGCAGAUCGAGAGACGGUUCUUGAGACUUUGUGUAAGCACCUGAAUCAGGAUAACAUGAAGGAGCCCUUCAGCAUCGGACCAUAUUACAUUCGCCCGAUCACCAAAAUCUUUAUCAACAAACCAAACGGGUCCAGGCUAACCUAUCGGGUACGCAUCAGUCGACCCGGAAGGGUCAGCGUUGGGAAGGAGGAGCCGAGCCCGAUAGGAGUCAAGCACUUCCUGGGUGGCGUGUUGCCCGCCGGACUGAUGGUGGCCAGAACCAAGCCAGUUAGCAGACAGUCUUCUGAACUCAUAAAGGUGAACGGCAAAAUCUAUAACCACGUCAACCUGUUGCUAGGCAGCAUGGGUUCACUGCACCCGGCCAACCGGCUGGCGGCAUAUGCCACGGGCAGGCUGCAGCCUCGCACCGACCUCGUCCGCCGGGCGGACCGAGUCGCCGGCGCCCCCGCCGCACGCAAAGUCGACGCCAAACCCGCCGCCGCCAUCGCGUGCAAAGUCGACCCCAAACCUGUCCAUCUAAACUUCAAGCCGACCGGCACAUUACUGCCCCUGGUGGUGUUGCCGGGUAACUGCACUGAUUUCAAGACUUAUCCGUUUUUUCAAUUGCUAAAGCAGCAGAGUGAGAACACAGAAACCAAAAGUCCAACAUUGGGGCAGCCGAUCCCGGUCGCCCCCGCCAACCUCUUCCAGCGGAUGCCCCGCUCGCCCGUCUCCCUCACAGUGUCGCCCUCCUUAAAGACGCCCAGCUUCUUGCAUCAGCAAGGCACCUACUCCUUCAGAAUCUGCCCGCCGUCCGGUCCGAGCCAGAAGGAAAAGAAACGGGCCAGCAUCGGCCUGCCGGGGGGCUUCACCCUCCUUCAGAUACCCAAAACACAGCCGCCGAAAGAAUCACAAAGCGAUGCACCUCAAGAGGUGACGUCGGACGUGAAAGUCCCGGUCGCGGUGAAUGAAACCAGCAUGAUGAAGGACGAGCACCUGAUUAGUUCUUCAGAAGAUUCUUACUCCAGCUACGCUGAUAGUAGCGGGGACCGCGACAGUGAUGCGGACGGCUUAGUGGACGUUGAGAGCAUCGACCAGGCCAAACAGGAAAUGGCCAUCGCGAAUCUAAAGGAAUUGGCCCAAAAUAUAACAGCUGGGAAGAGCACGGAGGUUGUCCGCGACAUGAGGAAGCGCAAGGACCACUCUGUGAUGGAGAAGCAGCGUCGCUUCGAGCACCGCACGCUUUUUGACGAGCUGCAGAACGUCCUGGGCGAACAAGGCGGUUCCAGGCUCCAUGUUCUGUCAAUGGCUUUGAAAGAAAUCCAGACGCAGAGGGCGCUCGCCAAAGAGCUGUGGGAGAGGAAAAAGGAGCUGAUGCAGAUCCAGGCACUGCAUUUGAAGAAGUUGUCUCGCUUGUCUGGAAUGCCUGAGGAACUGAUCAAACGCAAUUUGAACACCGUUUUCAGUGGCUUAAAGGACAAAGUUGGCUCCAACGCAGAGCCUGCCGUGACAUGUCGGUACCAGUCCGAUGACCAACCUACCGAUGAUUCUACCGAACCCCCGACCCGAGUCCCGAUCCCGGCCCCGGCCCCACCACCGCCGCCAUCCAAGCCAUCCCCACCGGUCCUCCCACCAGAACGGUCGGAGUUGCCCGCAGUACAAAAACCCCAGCCUGAAGCCCCGCCGUCACGUCCGCCUCAAGCGUCCCACGACGAACCGACGAUAUCGCCACCUCCUCUGAAUCCCCGCCCAAGAACGCGCCAAGUGGCACCAGCGCCACCCUCCAAAAUGAUGGUGAGGCAGCCCACACAACAAUUUACCAUCCCCCUGGUUCGCUCGAAGACCGGCAGGCUCAUCCUCCCGUCGUCGAUGAGACCUGCCUCUGUGCCUUUAAUCCAAUCAAGUCAAUUAAUUAGGCACAAACGGCACCAUUGAUGUAAUCACGAGGCUCGGGCCCAGGCGACAGGCGGGCCUCGGGCUAAACCCCCCUUUAGGAGAUUAAGCCUCCACAUGUCCCGC